AUGAUAAAGACUGUAAUGGUGAGGUGUUACCUGCUCUGUUUACUAACUCUUGCACUCUGUUGUGCCUGUGGGUUAGUAUGGGCUGAUAGUCCUAAAGCUUCUGAUGCCCUUAUUAAAACUUCCACUAUUGGUGUUCCUUCUCUUGUUCGUCGUGCCAUUCCUGCCCAGGAGGAUGAAAAUUGGUUGCUGCAUGAAGAUGAGGACGAAGAUGGAGACAAGCAAAUGUUACCAGGGUACAUGGGUCUGAACGUUCUUCUGGUUCCUCUCAAGUGGAGCCAGUCAAGCAGCAGAUUCCUCCUCCGCCAGGUUCUUUUAAUUCUCGUCCCGAUUUGGGACCAAAUAGACCAGGUGUUUUAA
Trypanosoma theileri is the source of this 357-nucleotide messenger RNA. RefSeq lists its product as uncharacterized. Bases 1 to 357 code for a protein of 118 amino acids. NCBI's taxonomy places the organism in Eukaryota, Euglenozoa, Kinetoplastea, Trypanosomatida, Trypanosomatidae. The transcript has a single exon. The record is from RefSeq and is a predicted model, not a curated record.